Pygocentrus nattereri (red-bellied piranha) is the source of this 3542-nucleotide messenger RNA. RefSeq names its product septin 12 (gene septin12). Gene Ontology annotation, cellular component: septin ring; septin complex; cell division site. Gene Ontology annotation, molecular function: GTP binding; GTPase activity; molecular adaptor activity. Gene Ontology annotation, biological process: cytoskeleton-dependent cytokinesis. NCBI's taxonomy places the organism in Eukaryota, Metazoa, Chordata, Actinopteri, Characiformes, Serrasalmidae. The record is from RefSeq and is a predicted model, not a curated record. The transcript has 11 exons.
GGUCAUUUCUCCUGAACCCCGAGCCGCGAUAAAGAGCAGAAGACGGCGUUGUGAGGAGGAGAGUUUCAGUCUGAGUUCACCUCUCGUUUCUUCUGAGCGCCACAGAGGCUGGAACUUUUCUGUGGACACAAAGUCAGGAUGUCAGAUGUUUCUGUGAAUGACCACCUUGAGGGGAUAUUGUCUGAUUUUGAGGCCCUGAAGAGGUCCUUUGAUAUUGAUGAUGUUGAUGAGAUCCCUACGUUCUCCCCAACCUCGUCAGUCACAUCCCCCAUCAGUCCGAGCUCCAUCCUCAGCAAGGCCGGCGAGGUCAGAAGUGCGGGCAACCACAUGUCCCCGACAUACCGCUCACGGAUCAGCCUGAACUCCAGCCCUGCUCAAAGCCCUGCCAUGAAGAACCGGAUGGUGUCUAGUCUGUCCUUCAAUCGAGGGACCAUGGGAAAGCCCACCAUCAACUCCAACACCGGGAUCAACCGUGCUGCCUCCUUCCAGAACAAAUUCAAUCCCAAUGGUUUUAAUUCUUGUUCAGGACCUGGCAGUGACAACGACAGCCUUCAUAGUUCCUCCUCCAGUCUGGAAUACCAGGCAUCGUCCAAACUGAGCUCCUACACCAGCCCACCACAAAGUCCCAUGGGGGUGGGUGAGUACAAGGCCCAGCGCUUGGGAAGCCCUGCCUUGAAGAAGUUCUCUUCCCAUGGGAACAUGUUCCACUCAGAGCUAGAGGGUCCAUUAGUGAUCCCCACAGAGCCUUUGGGUAUCAGCCAUGGCUCCAUGCCCUCACUGGAUCUUCAGAUGGCUGAGAGUGGAGGAAUGAGACAAGCAGUGUCACCUGGAUCAAGAUUCCCUCAUGCUCCUGUAACAUGGAGUGCUCAUCGUCUCCACAACAACAGCACUGUUGGGAAGGAUUCCUCCAUCAACCACCAGCCCCCAAAAACCAAGGAACCUGCUCGACUCAACAAGUUCCCCCUUGAUCUUGACAACCUUGUGGUCAAGCCCCAGACACCAGAGGGGCCUGUGCCACCAAGACCACCUCCAAGAUUUCACCCAGUGUCCACCAGUCCCACUAUAUCUGCCAGCCCUUCUGCUUCUGUCAGCAGUUUAGACAGCACUGAUCUUCCCAUGGUUCACAACUACACUGCAGAGAAGCGUGAGCCUGUCACAUCUCCUGGAGCCAUCCCGGUUCCCAACAUCAGUGAAUCUCCUGUGCUGCUCUCCCCAGCCCAGACGCCUCGCUUCAACCUGGCCUCUCAGCCUCAGGUGGUCCAGAUUGCUCCUGCUACAUCACCUCCACCCACACAGGUCAACAUCGUCAGCAGUACUUCACGCAAUGAGUCUCCGGCCAAGGAGAGUGUGGGCUCCAUCCUUCAGAGGAUUGCCUCGUUCUCCAGAGGGGAAGCAAAAGUGCCAAUGCCCAGCCCAAGCCCUAUCACCCCCCUCAGCAACGGAAUCAAGAGAGAGUCCCCGGCUGUACAACACAAAGAAUUCAAGAGAUCAGAAGACACGGCGCAGGAGCUGGACUCGGAGCUGGAGUCGCCCGUCCGGAUGGAGGAGGAGAGCGAGGUGGAGCUUCAGGUGGAGGAGGAGGAGCCAGAGGUGAUGAAGCAACCGGAGCAGCCGCCGCCCUGCCUCAGCGAGCCGAACACGCAGGGCAUCAUCAAAGGCAGCGACCUGUUUGGCUACGUGGGCAUCGAGGCUGUGCUGGACCAGAUGAGGCGCUAGACCAUGAAGGCUGGCUUUGAGUUCAACAUCAUGGUGGUCGGUCAGAGUGGCCUGGGGAAGUCCACGCUGGUGAACACGCUGUUCAAGUCCAAGGUCAGCCGCAAGUCCUGCACUCCAAACUAUGAGGAGAAAAUCUCCAAGACCGUCCACCUCCAAUCCGUGAGCCACAUCAUCGAGGAGAAGGGAGUGAAGAUGAGGCUGACUGUGAUUGACACGCCUGGAUUUGGAGACCAGAUCAACAAUGAGAACUGCUGGGAGCCCAUUGUGAAGUACAUCAACGAGCAGUAUGAGAAGUAUCUGAAGGAGGAGCUGCACGUCAACAGGAAGCGAAGAAUCCCUGACACCCGCGUUCACUGCUGCGUCUACUUCCUGCCGGCCACGGGACACUGGUUGCGCCCUAUCGAUGUGGAGUUCAUGAAGAGGCUGGGGAACAUUGUUAGCAUCGUGCCUGUUAUCGCCAAAGCAGACACGCUGACCAUGGAGGAGAGACUAGAGUUCAAACAGAGGAUAAGACAGGGCCUGCAGGCCAAUGGGAUCAGAGUUUAUCCACAGAAGGAAUAUGACGAGGACGCUGAGGAGCGGAUACUUAAUGACAGGAUCAGGGAAAGCAUCCCGUUCGCAGUGGUGGGAACAGACAAGGAGCACCAGGUGAACGGAAACAAAGUCUUGGGCCGAAAAACCAAAUGGGGAAUCAUAGAAGUUGAAAAUGUUGCGCAUUGUGAAUUUGCCCACUUGAGAGAUCUGCUUAUUCGGUCCCACCUGCAAGAUUUGAAGGACGUCACCCACAACAUCCACUACGAGACGUACCGGGUGAGGAGACUGAAUGAGAGCAAUGCCAAUGGACUGGGCCUUUCUGCUCUGAGCCUGGAGAACGGUACCGCGGAGAAGAGCGAGGCCGAGAGCCAGCUCUGAGCCGAGCCCGACAGGGGGGUUUUUCACCCACUCCUCACCUCAGUCGAGACCUGCUCCGGACCCCCACUCCGGAGAGAACAUUUCAUUUCAAAGAAAAGCCAGAAACUUUUUGACCGGAGUCGCGGAGAACGUUUCAGACUAAAGACAUUCGUGCGCAGUAAAGGCAUUUAAACUUCAUAUACGAGUCUAUUUUUUAAAGGAGUCUAUAUUAUGGGUCGGGUUUUUUGCGGGGAGGAAAAAAAGAAAAGUCUGAGAAAGAAAACGAUGAUGACGACGACGACGUUGAUGAUGUGAAGAAGUAAGUCGAGAUGAAAGGCGUGCGAGAAAAGGAGCAAUGGAAGAUUUGGAUCUCCCUUGCAAGCUGGUUUACUCCUACUUUAACCGCUCAUUUAGGCCUUUUUAUGAGAGGAAGUGAAAUUAGACCUAUUUUUGUUACCGUGCUUGCUUUUGGAUGUUUCUAACUCUAGCUUUUUUUUUUUUUUUUUACAAGGAAGAAUCGCUGUGAUGAUGUUUUGAUAUGUAAGAGCAAUAUUACCAAAAAAAAAGAUUUUAUUUUAACCCCGUUUAGGUCUUUCUAUCGAUGCAGAAAGCAAAGCGAGUGACCUUCUCAAGUGUCCUGAAGGAGCAGCAUAUAGCGUAGAACCUGUUCACUGUCCGAACUGCUUUUCUAAAAGGUACCAUGUAUUUGCGUUCACUGUCCGUCAUUAGAAUCGUGAAUAACUCCGACGUGCUGCAUCUCUGACUGUCUGCUCCGCAUGAAAGCUACUGUACAUACCCGAAUUUUGUCUUCUUGUUUUUUUUUCUCUGCCUCUUUUUUUUUAUUCAACAUGUACUAACAGCUCCAUCAUGUGAUGGUCUAAGUAUUAUUAACCAUGUAAACACCAUUGAUUUGAUUAAAUGAUUGUCACUGUUUA